Punctularia strigosozonata HHB-11173 SS5 is the source of this 651-nucleotide messenger RNA. RefSeq lists its product as uncharacterized. Bases 102 to 629 code for a protein of 175 amino acids. The record is from RefSeq and is a predicted model, not a curated record. The transcript has 3 exons. NCBI's taxonomy places the organism in Eukaryota, Fungi, Basidiomycota, Agaricomycetes, Corticiales, Punctulariaceae.
CACGUGUAUCAGCUGGCGGGUCUUAACCAGGUAUCAUGAGGCCCGACUAGUCUCUGGUCGUUCCCCGCCUUGCGUGCUCGGAGGCUCCUUCUCUGCUGGGCAUGCUCUUGCUGGGCAAGGUACUCUGUUCAAGCAUGCCCGCGAUGAAGAAAGGAGCAGUGCCCAAGACGGCCGUGACCAAGCGUCGCUUCUUCGAAACCGCUGACUUGAAAGUCAUCCUCCGGCACGACGCGCGCGUUCAAGCCUCAUGGACAGACUCUGGCAGGAUGGAAUUGGUCUGUCCCGACGAGAAGCUAUUACUACAGGUGUGGCGGAAACGACGCGCUCGGUGCUCAUUCUAUUGCCGUACCGGAGAUGGAUCAAUCUCUCUGUCAUUACCUCGCAACUUUUGCGGAUACCUCACCCUGUACUCUCAACAUCCCGCACAAUUUUCACGACCACUCAGGAAACACGUUACGCUUCUCUCGGAAGAUCUCGGCGUCAGUCGCUAUUUUAUCGGCAAACAAUCGACUCAACAGGGAGGUGACGGGGAUCGAGCGUGGCCUGGUGACGAGAUCAUCGCUGACGCCGGUCGGUGGGGUAUCACGGUCUCACUGGUUGAGAGAUGUGCCUUUCUCCGGCAGCUGUAAAAUCUUGCUUUGUAACACCACU